Molecule: messenger RNA, 762 nt
Organism: Microthlaspi erraticum
Lineage: Eukaryota; Viridiplantae; Streptophyta; Magnoliopsida; Brassicales; Brassicaceae
Source: the annotation of a GenBank genome assembly
AUGACCAUACAUGGAAGAUCGAUCAACGACUUUGACUUAAAGGGAAAGAAGUAUCAUCAAACACCUGAAAGAGGAGCUAGCAAGCACGCCUCGCUGGUAGCGACCAGAUCUGAAGGUGAAAGAUGCGUCUGCGCUCGGAGAUUGAUGCAGUACCUAUAUCAUCAGCGACAAAGGCCUUCUGUGAGUAUUCAUGCAGUCCUCACUUCUACUCAGGCAGCCACGGAGGAAUGGCAGUGUGAUCUUUGUGGUUCUAAAUCGGGAAGAGGAUUUGCAACUUUCGAUGUCCGGCCAAGGCUUUACGAAAUCAAGUUUGCAAGCGGUGUACUUGACGAGCUUCUUUAUCUGGGUAUGCCGUCUGAACGCAGAUUCCCUUCGGGGAUUAUGACGUUAGAGUAUACAAAAGCUGUUCAGGAGACUGUGUAUGAACAUAUCCGUGUUGUUCGUGAAGGUCAUCUUAGGAUUAUAUUCUCUCAAGAGCCUAAGAUUCUCUUAUGGGAGUUCUGUACUCGCCUUGUAGCCCCACAGGUUUAUGCAGGUGAACCAAUUGAUUCAGGCUUCUCCAAACGAUAUGUUCGGUGUUUGCAGAAAGUUGAUCCAAUCAGUAAAUUCAUACACAACUCUGGAAUUUCGAAUCCGAACAAACUAGACCAACUUUAUGUAACCACAACUACAAUCAGGCAACAAGGUUAUGAGAAAGACUGUAAGAACCAAAUCCAAGACCAGAGGAAGAAGAGCAAGAGAAAUUUGCAGCAGAGGCUCUAG